Molecule: messenger RNA, 669 nt
Organism: Cladocopium goreaui
Lineage: Eukaryota; Dinophyceae; Suessiales; Symbiodiniaceae
Source: the annotation of a GenBank genome assembly
AUGUCGUGCCGCUUGUGUCUGGACGCUGAAGGCAGGGAGUUGUUGAGCCCCUGCGCGUGUCGUGGGUCUUUGGCUCAUGUCCAUGCGGACUGCCUCCUGGAAUGGUGCGACCAUGUCAGCAACUACCAGCGAUGUGACGUUUGUCAUCAGCCCUUUAUGGGUCCUGCCGCUUUGUUGGCCGCACGGCACCGCUUCCGCCGCGCAGAACGCUUGGCGGAGGAGGAUCCAGAGGUGUUGGAAGCCACCUAUCAGGUGGCACAAGCAUUGGCCGGAGAAGGUAAGAACUCUGAAGCCGUGAAGCUGUUUGAAUAUCUCCAUGGCGUCUACUGCCGGAAGAAGGGCGAGAUUCAUUUGGACACGCUGGCGGUUGCAAGUGCUUGGUCGCUCUCUUUGCACUGUCUGCAGCGUCACCAAGAAGCAGCAGAGUUGCAGGAAGUUACCCUUGUGAGCCUCCGCGAGAAAGUGGGCAAUUCGCAUCCCCGAAGCGUGACGGAGUCCAACAACCUCGCUCUGAGCCUCACAGCUCUGGGUCGCCACGAUGAAGCUGUGCCGCUGCUGCGGAUGACUUUGGACGCGCGGGAAAGGGAAGGGACGCAGAGCUCGGAGUGGAUCACCGUGGCUGGGCCGGGGAUGGGCGGGGUAAAAAAUGGAUGGGUUGGGAGAUGUUAA